CUAAUGAAAAUGUUAUUACGGUAAUUGAACACGUUACUCAUGUUAUGACACUUUACGUUCCAGCCACGGCAAAAUCUAGUCAACAAGAAGUGGCUCGGUUUACACAGACAGCAUCAAAUAAUAACGAUAAG
Messenger RNA from Racocetra persica, 131 nucleotides. The record is from the annotation of a GenBank genome assembly. Lineage: Eukaryota; Fungi; Glomeromycota; Glomeromycetes; Diversisporales; Gigasporaceae.